GCCAGUGCACACCCAUCAUGUUCAGUCUUGUAUUUUUGGCGGUUUUGGUCGCAGGCAGUAAUGCCUUGGGUACCGUUCCAGAGCUAGAUGUCGGCCAGUACGUCGGACGUUGGUAUCAGAUGUACACAAAUGGAUGGACGAAUGUGUUUUCCAAUCUGCAAGAUCCCGAGUGUGUCACGGCUGACUAUGCAAUAAUUAAUGCAACUUACAUCUCGGUGUACAACUACAAUUACAACCUGGAGGGAGUGGCGAAUGGUAUCGCUGGGUAUGCUUUCCUUCCUGACAUCAGGGAACCAGGCAAGCUCAAGGUCGCCUUGGAUGGUGUACCAGUUGUCGGUGACUACUGGGUAUUCAAGUUGGGCCCAGUAGUCAACGGUCAAUACGAGUACAGUUUGAUCACAGACGGAGCAGAUACAAGACAGCUUUUCGUUCUGGCCAGGAACCCAACACAAUUCAACGCCAAGUAUGACGCCGAGGUGCAGGAGUACAUCACUCUAACUGGAUUCACGUCUGGUCUCAAGCAAUACCAGCCUGUGCCUCAGGUACCAGAAUGCAAGUACCUCACCCAACCUCUCUGAAGAUGUUGACACCUGAAACAGAAGAAAAAAUCACACAAUUAUUGUUUAUAGCUUAUUUUCAAGUACAUCCUAAAAUCAUGGUAGUUUUGACAUCUUGGGGACUAUUCUGAAAGACUUAAUGCAAUGGAAAAUCAAGAUCCAAACUCCUUUGGAGAUUGAGUAUACAUUUCUGCAUUAUUUUCAAGCCCUACAGUUGUUGUUUUUAAGCAAAAAUAUUAAAACACACUUUUUUGGUUAUUUUAUUGUUUUGAUGAUCAUUGUCUGUUGUUGGAAUUUUGCAAGGGAAUGAAAUAAAACUGCAAUCGCAGAAGUAACAUCA
Messenger RNA from Asterias rubens (European starfish), 897 nucleotides. Its product is annotated as apolipoprotein D-like. The record is from RefSeq and is a predicted model, not a curated record. The coding region runs from base 18 to 578 and encodes 186 amino acids. The transcript is spliced from 5 exons. Lineage: Eukaryota; Metazoa; Echinodermata; Asteroidea; Forcipulatida; Asteriidae.